Molecule: messenger RNA, 1938 nt
Organism: Moesziomyces antarcticus
Lineage: Eukaryota; Fungi; Basidiomycota; Ustilaginomycetes; Ustilaginales; Ustilaginaceae
Product: alpha/beta-hydrolase
Exons: 1
Coding region: 1-1938 (645 amino acids)
Biological process (GO): proteolysis; apoptotic process
Cellular component (GO): trans-Golgi network
Molecular function (GO): serine-type carboxypeptidase activity
Source: RefSeq, a predicted model, not a curated record
AUGCCGCUCCUCGACCCGCGCGAGGUGCUGCUGCGCCGCGGCAUCCCCAUCCCCGCCGCCUCAUCCUUCCACGUGCCCGGGCUGCCCGACCUCCAUGGCGAAGGAUCUUCAUCGUCGGCGGUGGGUCACCCGCUCCAGAUGUCCGCCGGCUACCUGCCUGCACGCACCGAAGGCGCAAACGGUCGACCCAAGGACAAUGCGCACCUCUUCUUCCUGCUGCUCCGAGCACGUCACGUCCCCGCCAAGCGCAAACUCAUCGUCUGGUUCAACGGCGGGCCCGGCUGCUCCUCCUUCGACGGCGCCAUGAUGGAGGUCGGUGCUUGGAGGAUGGACGGCAAGGGUGGCCUUGUGUGGGUCAAGGACGGCGCAAGCUGGAACGAGUAUGCCGACAUCCUCUUCCUCGACCAGCCCGUCGGCACCGGUUUCAGCUACGUCAACACAAACGGCUAUGCCAACUCCUUGCCUCAGGCGGCCGACGAGGUGCUCCACUUCUUGCAGCAAUUCGUCCAGGUCUUCCCCGAGUACUCGCGCGACGUCGAGCUCAAGUUCGGCAGCCAAGGUAGCGGCGUCGACGUCUACCUCGCCGGCGAGAGCUUUGCCGGCCAAUACAUCCCCUACACCGCAAAAGCGAUCAUCAAGGCCCACAAUCCACCCGUCACACUCAAGGGUAUCGCCAUCGGCAACGGCUUCAUCGAUCCCAAGAACCAGUACGGCACCGAACUCGAAACCAUGAUCGACAAGAAGAUCUGGUCCACCUCUUCGGACGACUACAAGCGCGUCUCGAACAUCGUCGACCGCUGCCACAAGGAGCUCGCCAGGCUCACGACCAGCUCGGGCAGCCCGCGCGAGAUUGGCACCUGCGACGAGAUCCUCCAGACCAUCGUAGCCGCCACCACCGCCAAACCGCCCGGCUCGUCCGCCUUUACGUGCAUCAACAUCUACGACGUGCGUCUCAGCGACACCUCGCCCGCGUGCGGCAUGAACUGGCCCAACACGCUCUCGGCCAUGUACGACUACCUCCGACGCCCCGACGUGCGCAAGGCGCUGCAUGUCGACGACGACCACAAGCCCGAGGCGUGGGUCGAGUGCAACGCCAACGUCGGCUCGGCCAUGCGCAGCGACGUCACCUCGCCCGCCUCGGUGUCGCUGCUGCCCGAGCUGCUCGAGAGCGGAGUGCGCGUGCUGCUCUUCGCGGGCGAGGAGGACCUGAUCUGCAACGCCAUUGGCGUGCGACGCACCGCCGAGAACCUCGAGUGGGGCGGCAGCAAGGGGUUCGGCGAGCAUCCGGCGCAAGAUUGGUACGUCAACGGCAGUCUGGCGGGCACGUGGCGCACGGCGCGCAACCUCACCUACGUCGGCAUCAGCGGCGCCAGCCAUAUGGUCGGGGUGGACAAGCCGAUCGAGAGCCACGACAUGAUGGUGCGCUUCAUGGGCAUCGACUACAUGAAGGUGGCCGGUCCCAAUGCCAUGAUCCCCUCGCGCGUCGGCGAUGAGCCUGACCGCAUCCUCGUCACGGGCGGAGGUGGAGGCGUGGCGCAGAUCGGCAAGGACGGCUCGCCCGUCAUCCCGGGCUCGGGCAAGACCGAGGCCGAGGUGGCAGAGGAGGCGCGCUGGCGAGCGUACUACGAUGCUGGCUCGUUGGCGUUGGUAGUUCUGCUGAUUGCAGUGUCGGUGGGAACGUGGCUGUUGCUGCGCGCGCGCAAGCGACGUCGCAUGGACACCAAUCGUAUCGGUCGAGGCGGUGCACUGAGGCUCGCCACCACCACCGAAUUUGGCGCGUCGCAGGCGGCGACGGGUGGCGAGAGCGGAGAUAAUCACGAGCUGGAGCGGCUGGUCAGCAAGAGGUCGCCCGACGAGGAGGAUGCGAUCUUUGAUGUGGGUGACGACGAGCUGAGCGACAGCAAUAGCGACGGACACUCGCAUAAGCCACAGCGUUGA